UAAAAAUUGAUCUAUUUAUACAUGUCACUUAUACAGUAAUUAGUAGAACUUAGUGUAGCAUUAGUAAUAUCUAGUAGAACUUAGUGUAGCAUUUAUAAUAUCUGCAUGCUUAUAUUCUAAAACCACUGCUACUUUACGCACAAUUAUGCUAAACACAUACCAUAUAUAUGCCUAUCAGUCAUGGCGAAUUUAAUUUUUGAAGCACUAAACCAAAUGACAACUUAUAUUUGGACUAUUUUUUUUAUAUUCAACGAAAACAUCUAAAUGUUCUGCUAGACUGAAGGAAACAAACACUGGACAUUGCAUUUGUUACUCGCCAAGACUGGUACAUGUUAUACUUUAACACCUAGCUAUUGUCCAGCACACUGCUUUGUAUCACUGUCAAGCUAAUUAAAUAGAUCUGUUUCCUUUCUGAUUAUAUCUUUCCUGAUUUAAUUUUACACAAUGCUUAUUUUUGUCAUCAAAUUUAAAUGUUUAUGGUCUUACAAUUUUAGUUAAAAAGGCAAAUUAAAAAAAACACACUACUUUGUGGAAAAAAAGGGAAACAUAUCUUUAUUUAAUUAGCAUAAUCAAUAAAACAUCAACUCGCAUGUCAUUUCUUUUAACUUUAAUGGUGAAGGUUUGCACAUUAUAUUAACAUUGACCGCACAAUAAUUCUUGUACAACAGUCAGGGAUCUAGUAGACACAGGGUUAAUAAUACAUCAUCAUUCAUCAUGCUUCAUUAGGGAUGCAUGUAAUUAUAAUAGGAGUUUUUCCCAGCUUUUCUUACUUAAUAUUGUACGCAUAAUUGCAUGUUUCUUACAGAAUGCUGAUAAAUCUGUACAAACAGAUACACAGGAACUACAAUAUCAAGAUGGCCCAUUAUUUAAUCGUUGUUUCCAUUAUGAAGCUUGUCUCUCUAUUUGCCACUCAUUCAUACUUGAGAAUACACUGGCGUCUGACAACACAGGAAUAUAUGUAGAAACUGAUUCUCAAACAUUUUUAACUGGAGGAUUAGUUAAAUCAGAAGCCAUUCAAUGUCAACAAGUAGAUGAAAUCGUUGAAUUCCGAGUAUUCACCGAGAACCAACUUUCAGAUACUGGACAUACAAAAAAUGAUUUAAAUUUUGUAUCAAAAUCUUCAAGUUGGUCACAAACUCUGAUAACUGUACAAUAAAUGAUUUUCAAUGGAAAUUUCAAGUUCUUAAGUACAUGUAAAAUCGCACAAAUAAAAUGUUAAAUAAAGAUGUUAUUGAUUAUUGCAACCAGCAUGGGAAACAGGAAUGUGUUGCAUUUCUAUCGGAAUCGAAUAAUGAUGCUGAAAAGCCUAGUCAAAAGUCAUAUUAUAAAUCUAUUGAAAAACUCUCCUUAAACUCCAAAACUUUGAAGAAGUCUGCAAAUCGUGAAAAAGGAGCGUUAAAUCUUGAAGCUUUUUUGAGCAGUAUAUAUAAAUUCCCACAAUGUGAGAAUCACAAACGUGUUUCAAAAGUUACUUCAAAUGAUUUGCUUGAUUUAAAUGCUUCUUUUAAGAGAGAAAAGGAUAAAAAUGUUUCUCUUAUGGAAGAAACAACUGACCUUAAAGAAAAAAAUGAAUGUCUUGAUAAAAGCAAUUUCAAAAUGGAGUCAAAACUUGAUAAUUGUAAACUAAAUCUAAAAAGGACUGCAGGUAGAGAAAAGUAUGCUUUGAAUAAAAUUCAAAAAAUGGAAGAAAAAGUAAAAUCUAGUAAUUGUGGUGAAUGUUGUGAAGAUAAUAAAUUAAAAAUUGCACACUUAGAAAGUCAGCUACUAGAAAAAAAUAAACAGAUAGGAGAACUUGAAGCAAGUGUUGAUUAUUUACAAGAUUUAUUAAAUGAUAAUAGCAAUAAUAAGAAGCAUGUUAUUGUUUUUGAUGAAAAGUCUAGGAAAUAUACUCCAGAACUUAAAAAAUGUGUAUAUGAAAUGUUGCAAAACCAAGUAAGUGCAUCUAAAGUAUCAUGUGUAAUUAAUACUGUACUUAAAAUGGUUGAUAUAAUCCCAAAUAAACUGCCAUCUAGGACUUCUGUAUUAGACAUGAAUAUACAAAGACUGUACUUGGCUCAUGCCCACAUAGUAGACGUUUUUUCAAAAGAAGAAAAUACUGCAUUACUAACAGAUGAGACUUCAAAAUUUGGUACAAAGUUUAUGGGGUAUGAGGCAUGCGACUCGGAUGGGAAAUAUUGGGUACUUGGUCUUAGAGAUAUUGAAACAAAAUCAGCUAAUGACACAUUAAAGGUAUUUAAUCAAAUAUUAAGCGACUUAGAUGAUGCGAGUAAUUAUGACAACAAGGAGACAUCAAAGAAUAUUGUAAGUCAUAUUGUAGCUACGAUGUCAGACAGAGCAGCAACUGAGGUCAAGUUCAAUGAACUGUUGUAUCAAUUUAGAAAAGAAAUAUUGCCUCUAACUUAUCAUAAUUACCAUGAAUUAACUGAUGAAGAAAAGCAUUCUAUUGAAACUUUAUGCAAUUUCUUUUGCGGCCUUCAUGCUCUUGUCAAUUUUGCUGAAACUGCUCGAUCCUGCUUAAAAGAAAUAGAAACUGGUAUAUAUGAAAUACCCAUCAGCGAUAAAUCUUACAAAGACAAUGAUCCGGGUUCAAUAAGGUUAGUAAGAACCGCAUCAAAAGCUUUUGGUGAAGGUUCAGGAGGGGACGAAAAAAGUGGAUGUCAAGGGCCUUUCAAGACUUUUGUUAAAGAAUUUUUAGAUUUACACAAACUAAGAGGUGUACCACUUCGAUCAUUUAGGGGUACAAGAUUUAAUAUUCUGUUUCAAAAUGCAGGAGCACUUUUUUUUCUUCAUUCUCAAAUGAAAGAUUUCCUAUGUUCAUACGGAGCUGGAAAUAGAUUAUUAAAAUCGAUUCUAUUUGAUCUGAAUACUGUCGAGUUUGUAGCUGGGAUAAAGGCGCUAGGAUUGUUAAGCAAAUUUAUUACAUGUCCAUUAUGGUCAAUACUUGAAAACAGGGAUGUAUCAAUUAUUGAUAUGAAAGUAAAGUACCUAGAACUUGUUACAUUUCUUGAUGAUGCCUCUAAAGAUAUUCCAAAGUUUAUGCGUGGUGAAAUGUUGCCUUUUGGAGAGGACACCCAUAUUGAAAAGGGACCAAUUUAUGAUGCUUUACUAACAACUAGCAGCUUUGAUAAUACAGUGGACAUGAUGCUGCAGGUAUUGCUACCAGCAUUAUGCAAACUGAGUCGAAGAUUAUUUCAAGAUCACCUACCUGGGGGUAAACUAAGUAACUUAAGUAAUGAGGUAAAACAGAAGGUAAAGGCAGCUCCAAAGACCUCUUGCUAUGCCGAGAGUGUCUUUGGACAAUUAGACAAUCUUCUUCGAAGUAGGCCAAGCACUAAAACACUUGCAGCUGAAGCAUGUAUUAUGUUUUUAAAUAACAAGACACUCUUUUGGUUAGAACAAAAAGGAAUACAGGAACAAAAAAGUUUGAUGAAAGAAGCAUCAAGAAAUGUUAAAACACUGCGUGAGAAAUAUAAAGACAGGCUUAAUGAAAUAGACCAGAAUAGGAAAAUAGUUAUAAAUGAGGCAAUAGCAAAGCGAGAAAAAAAUCAAAAGGAAAAAAUUAGAAAGCUAGAACAGUUCACAAACGACAUUCUCAUUCAUGGCUUAUGGCAGUCAGAAGCAGAGAUAGAUAAUAUGGUUUUGUCGUAUGAAAAAAAGACUGAAAAGCUGGAAGCAAUUAAAGCUCAACUCAAGUUCAGGAAAGAAGUUUUAAAUCAAAUCCCAGAUGAUAAAACAGUCUUCAAUAUAACAAAAACAAAAGAAGGGUCAAAAUCAAGAAAACAAUUAACCGUUGAAGAAUUUGUUAAAAAUCUCAAAGAUCUUGUUAGACAAUCAAUUGUGAAAGACAAUCUCACUGAAACAGAAAGACAUAUAUUAGUUGGUAAACGUAUAAAACAUAGGUUGAUGAUUGAUGGUCAUGAGAAAUGGUAUCAUGGAAAGGUUAUUUCACAGGUAAAGCAAACUAAACAUUGCAUUUUGAUUAUGCCACUAAAAAGCAAUAUUUGCUAUUUCCUGAACUGCAAAAUAAAACAUACACCAGUAAAUGUCCAGUGUAAUAAUCAUCAUGAACAUCUUUGA
Molecule: messenger RNA, 4077 nt
Organism: Mytilus trossulus (common blue mussel)
Lineage: Eukaryota; Metazoa; Mollusca; Bivalvia; Mytilida; Mytilidae
Exons: 1
Coding region: 1213-4077 (954 amino acids)
Molecular function (GO): 3'-5'-RNA exonuclease activity
Source: RefSeq, a predicted model, not a curated record